This is a messenger RNA of Linum trigynum, 4031 nucleotides long. The record is from the annotation of a GenBank genome assembly. Lineage: Eukaryota; Viridiplantae; Streptophyta; Magnoliopsida; Malpighiales; Linaceae.
CCCUAAUUCCUUUCCCUCCCACUCUCGGCCAGCUUGCUUACUCCCUCCUCUUUCCACCUCUGUUCUCUGAUGCUACUGCCGCCAUCAACACAAACCUGAACCGCCGCCGUCGCUAUCCUCUGCCUCGCCGUUGGCAGUUUCUCCGUCGUCACGCCCUAUCGCCUUGCUUCUCUGCCCAUCCCGCCGGUGCUGCACACAGUUAACCUGGUAAACAAGUUCACCGUUUCCUUGUUCCCCAAAUAGCUGUGGGCAAGAAAGUAGAUUCGAUAUCAGCUCUUCUGCAACCGAAGAAGAACUACCGCUGGCGUGCAGACGCUGCAGCAGGUCUACACAGGUGGCCCGUUCGUUUUCUCCUCUGAUGGCUCUUUCAUCGCCUGUGCUUGUGGCGAAACCAUCAACAUUGUUGAUUCUGCUGAUUUCUCAAUAAAGGGUACAAUCGAGGGCAACAACGAGGCUGUUACGGCGCUCACGCUUAGUCCCAACGACCAGCUGCUUUUCCACUCUGAAAUGUGAGCGCUCCUGGAAGGUAAUGCAGAUUUUCCUCUUUCCCAAAUAGCAAUUCAUUGUAAUUAAGGAAGAAUUGGAUUGAUGAUGGUUUUUUUUUGUCCGUGCAGGGCCAUGAUGGUCCAGUUAUGGCCAUGGCGUGCCAUGCUUCUGAUGGGUUGCUAGCAACUGCAGGAGCUGAUAGGAAAGUUCUUGUGUGGGAUGUGGAUGGUCAUUUUUGUACUCAUUACUUCAAAGGGCAUACAGGGAUUUUUACUUGUAGUAUGUUCCAUCCUGAUCCUAAUCGAUCUCUUGUAAGUAUGCAGAAAGAUUCCACCUUUGUUUGUUUUUGUUCUCUCUUUCUUUCUUUCUUGAAGGCAUAGUCAUGCAGGUUCCACACAUUCACAACCUGAAAUCAUUGCAUGUUUGGUUAAAUUAAAAAAAUGAGAUGCAAAGACAUCAAUAAAGAAAGAUCACAACUGAGGCAAUAGCAAAGCCUAGUGCUAUAGGAGCAAGCAACAUCUGAAAUAACAUCUACCCUCCUCAUUUACGGUAUUGAAUUCAAGACUCAUCAUGUCGAAAUGUCAUUAAAUUUUUCAAAAGACAAAUUAAAGCCUGACCUUAUCCCUUCCAGCAGUGAGCAAUGUCCAACCAUCUUCAGACACUGCCAUAGACGUCACAGUAGAGAAAUGUUUCGCUAAUGUCGCUACACACUUCUUUCUGAGAAGAUCCCAAACUCGUACUGUCAUUGAAUGUGUGGAACCUGCAUGACUAUGCCUUCAAGACAACAAUACCUGCAUAUGAGGUGUUAGAAGCUAUAUGUAUAAUUCACACAGGGACACUCUUUUCUUCAUUUCUUGGUGCACUUGGUCCGUAUAUUGGAAAUAGCAUGAGUGAUACACAGGCAAUUCAUUAUGUCACAGUUGGUGAACGUGGCAUUGUUCGAAUAUGGAACUCUGAACGGUAAAUUCUGUUAAACAAUAAUGGGCAAGAACUCUUUUUUACUGGUAUCGUUUUAUUUUUGCGACUCUCCGGUUGCUACACUUAUUCGUGUUACUUUAGUUUCGGCAUGUUCUGCAAAUCUCCUUACAUUUUAUAUGUCUUGCCAGUGCAGUGUGUUUGUAUGAGCAGAAGUCUUCAGAUGUCACAGUCACCUCUGAAAGUGAUGAUGAGUCAAAAAGAGGCUUCAGUCGUGCUGUAAUUCUUCCCUGUGACGGAGGACUGGUUUCUGUGACUGCUGAUCAACAGUUUCUAUUCUACUCUUCGAUUGCUGAAGGACAGUUAGUACUAACCAGGAGGCUAGUUGGAGACAAUGAGGAAAUACUAGACAUGAAAUUUUUGGGCGAGGAGGAAAACUUUCUAGCUUGCUGUUGCUACAAAUCUUGAACAGGUAAGCUUUUCUAGUCCCGUGGGGUUGAUGUUCGAAGAAGCCGGCUGACAGAUGCUACAUGCAAUUCAGACCUAGUGCUAGUCGUGUAAAACAUAAGUUGAAAAGAAAAUGACGAAUUAAGAUUGCCAACACCCUGUAUGGAUUGCCUUUUGCUUUGGGAAACUAGAUCAGUAAAAGUUUUAAAAGAUUUAUUUGUUCUUCUGCUUGUCUAAAAAAAAAAAUCUGGAUGACUUCCUACCUGUGGUGAUUAGAACAUUUUAGUUCUUCUGCUUGCCUUUUGAUGGCAUCUCUUCUGAUGUUGACCAACCUUAUGGCUUGAAAGCGAAAGCAGUGGUAGCUGCCCAUGACAAGGAUGUAAAUUCUCUGGCAGUUGCACCAAAUGAUGGUUUAGUGUGUACCGGAUCACAGGUUAGUGCAUGUCGACCAAUUCUUCCUCCUACAGUUGUAAGUUUUUGUUUCUAAUUAUUCCCAUUUUCUCCUUUUUUGUGGCCCUGCAGGACCGUACUGCUUGUGUAUGGAGGCUACCAGAUCUGGUGUCAGUGGUUGUACUCAGAGGCCACAAACGAGGAGUUUGGUCUGUCGAGUUUUCACCCGUUGAAGGAUCCGUCAGCUAUGCUCCAUAUCUUUAGUACAUUUGAAGGUCACACAUCAAGUGUAUUAAGAUCAUCAUUUCUCACUCGUGGCACCCAAUUUGUGUCAUGCGGUAAUGAAAGCUUACUCGUUCCCCAUGCUUUUUGUCAUACAUCGUAGGCCAUUGCAUUUAUCUUGUAUCUAAUUGAUUCUCCUAUUAUAACGAACGAAUGCAUCGCUACAUAUGAUCAGCAUGAGGACAAAGUGGUGGAGAACACUUGAAUUGAGGGUCUCUUUAGUUUUGUAUUUGUCCAGCAAAGAUGUCCUGGGUGGAAUCUUUUACAACAUAUAUUUCGCUCUUUCUUUAGGUCUGGGCCUUGGUUAUUGCGAAAAAGACAGAAAUGUUUGCAACUGGUGGUGGUGAUGCUGUAGUCAAUCUAUGGUUGGAUUCUACUGCUGCUGACAAGGAGGAAGCAUUCCGUGAAGAGGAUGAACGUGUGUUAAGAGGUCAAACAAUGGAAAAUGCUGUACAAGAUGGUGAUUUCUCAAAGGCUAUCCAAAUAGCCUUUGACCUCAAUAGGCCUCGCAAACUCUUUGGGUUAUUUUCUGAAAUCUGCAGGAAGAAAUAUGUUAGCCUCCAGAUGGAGAAAGCUCUCUGUGAUCUCGGGCACGAACAGUUGCGUUUUCUUUUCGAAUAUGCCCGCGAAUGGAACACAAAACCAAAGAUGUGUCAUAUUGCACAACUGGUGCUGUUUCAAGUAUUUAACAGCAUUUCUCCAUCGGUGAUCCUCGAGGUAAAGGGUAUUGGUGAGGUGCUCGAGGGACUGAUUCCAUAUACGCAGAGGCAUCUCAGCAGAAUAGACAGAGUUGUGAGGAGUACGUAUUUGGUCGACUACACUCUGUCUGGAAUGGGUGUGGUUGAAGCAGAUGUUGAUGACACAAACGAAGAUCGAAAAGGCAGUGGCGAGGAUAAAGAACGAGAUCAUGUUCAGAAUAACGACGAAGCAUUGGAAGAGACGAGCCUGACAAAGAAAAGGAGAUCUAGUAAAACUGGAAAUACGAAAAGCAAAAAACAGAGGAGCAGAGGUGGCACUAGUGCACCUGCAUCUAUAUCCGUGGAAGCUUAAUGAUCAACUGCCAUUUGCAAGCGUAAGGUGUUGGCUCAAUUUUGUAGAACUGUUGUAUUUUCAGCCUUUUAUUUAAUAGAAGGAAAAUUUUGAAGGUCUCAGGUCAAGUUAUUGUCAAUUUUGCAUCAUGUACUCAGGUCUAUUGUCCAUAUUACUUAUGCGUUAGUUCAUAUCAACUAUAGAGGUGAAAGGUGCGCAAUGUUCACGUCAAUAUGUGAUUUGAGAGUCCGGCCAUCAUGCUGCAAUGCAAUGAAUCAACUUCCUCAACGUCUCUUUCGCGAUGUUGCUUUCCCCAUUACCAUUAACGUCAAAAGCAGACCCCAUUCAAUAUUAUAGUGUUACUUCAAAGGAGACAACCUUGCUCAACAUUCAAACAAAGCAAUUUCCAGGUAGCAAAUGAUUCAUCAUUCCAUUUCAUACCGAAAAGCCUUCAAUAAGAACAGUAAACAUAAGGAAAAAAG